Molecule: messenger RNA, 373 nt
Organism: Temnothorax curvispinosus
Lineage: Eukaryota; Metazoa; Arthropoda; Insecta; Hymenoptera; Formicidae
Product: CREB-binding protein-like
Exons: 4
Coding region: 101-373 (90 amino acids)
Biological process (GO): positive regulation of transcription by RNA polymerase II
Cellular component (GO): transcription regulator complex; histone acetyltransferase complex
Molecular function (GO): transcription coactivator activity; histone acetyltransferase activity; zinc ion binding
Source: RefSeq, a predicted model, not a curated record
CCCGCAAGCCGCUCCGAUCUCAGAUCACAAAGAGACAGGGUUGGGACGGUUGGGAGCCAAAAAACGGAAGAACAGAAGCACACCUUGUUUUUCCUUCAACAUGCCUUACACUUGCAACAACUGUAAAAGUCACGUGGAGACCAGAUACCAUUGUACAGUUUGUGAUGAUUUCGAUUUAUGUGUAAAUUGUAAAGAUAAGGACGGUCAUCCACACCCGAUGGAAAAACUUGGCUUUGCUUUGGAUAAUGGCUCUCCGCCUGCGGAUGCGGAACAAACCAAUCCACAGGAGCCCAGGGAAUUAAGGAUAGGUGGAAAGGAAAGGUGGAUUCAAGAUUCAAUCAUUGGUGCAUGCCUGCCAGUGCAGAGAUGCUAA